AUGGGUCUUCUUGCAUUAGGAACACCACUGGAGUGGCCGGAAGCCAAAAAGAAUGCACAAAUAGUUAGAGAAUGGGGCAUACAUCAACUACUAGCGAUAUGGAAUCGGGCGAAAGGAAAAGAACGAGAUGCCCUGCUAUGGGGUGACGAGGUUGAAUAUUUGGUCGUGAACUAUAAGGACGGUGAUGAGAAAGUUACCUUGUCUUUGAGACAGGCAGAUAUCUUGACCGCGUUAGCGCAAGACGAGGAGUUGUGUACGAAUGGAGGAUGUGUACCAGCAUUGCAAGAUGUCACCAAUAUCAAAGGUAGCGCAUUGCCUGUUUUCCAUCCCGAAUUUGGAAGAUUCAUGCUAGAAGCUACACCUGGGAGACCUUGGGGGAUCGGGUUCAAGGAUUUAUUGGAUGUCGAACCGAACAUGAAGUGGAGGCGGAAACUUGCCAAAGAGCAUAUGAAUGCCGAAGAGUAUCCGAUCACCUUGACAACUUAUCCUCGCUUGGGAUCACCUGGAGUAUUUACAUCCCCUUUUUUUCCACCUUGUGGAGAAAAGUUACGGUCACAAUUCGUUCCCGAUGAGAUCGCCAAUCCACAUAUUCGAUUUCCCACCCUGGCAGCCAACAUUCGAGCAAGAAGAGGCCGGAAGGUUCAGGUAAAUGUACCAGUUUUUAGAGAUGAAAACACCGCUUGGCCUUGGAAAGACCCUACUGUUAAUUACGACUUGCACAAUUGGCCAGAGGACGAUGAUGUUCGGAACGGAGCUGCUCCUGACAACUUUAUUCAUAUGGACGCAAUGGCCUUCGGCAUGGGCAGCUGUUGUUUGCAAAUUACCUUUCAAGCCAAGAAUAUCACGGAAGGGCGACGAAUGUAUGAUCAAUUAAGUCCUCUAGCUCCGAUUCUGCUCGCUUUAACAGCAGCGACUCCAAUCUACAAAGGAUUUUUAGCCGACACGGACGCACGAUGGAAUCAAAUCAGUCGGGCGGUAGACGAUCGAACUCCAGAAGAGUUAGGAGAGACGCCCCUGAAACAUGAUCGAUGGCGCAUACCCAAGUCACGUUAUGCCUCCAAUUCUACAUACAUUUCCGAAGAUCCGCGAUUACGCAAAGAGUACUUGGAUCCCAACCUUGUGACUGAUCCCGAUGUCAAACAACAGCUUAUGAAUGGAGGUAUGGAUGAUAGGCUGGCUACUCACUUUGCACAUCUAUUUAUUCGGGAUCCAAUUGUCAUAUUUGCCGAGGAUUUGGAAGAACUUGACCUCUCGAAGACGGAUCACUUUGAGAACCUUCAGUCUACCAAUUGGCAACAUAUGCGUUUCAAGCCGCCACCAACAGGAAACGAUAUUGGCUGGAGAGUAGAAUUCAGACCAAUGGAGAUCCAAAUCACUGAUUUUGAAAAUGCUGCCUUCUCAGUCUUCAUUGUACUCAUUACACGAGCCAUUCUCUCCUUCGACCUCAAUUUUUACAUACCUAUCACUAAAGUAAGUGAAAACAUGGAAACGGCACAUGCACGAGAUGCAGUUCUGGAACAGAGAUUUUAUUUCCGAAAGAAUCCAUUCCCAACUCGUGCGCCGCGACCAUAUUCCUCUAACGGUGGAGCAUCUGGUAGAGUAUCUGGUACCAACACUCCGCAUAGUAUUUCCAGGCCGCCGACACCAUCUGCAUCUGGUCCUGUAGAAGAUGAGUAUGCGCUUAUGUCCAUCGACGAAAUUAUGAACGGCAGCAAGGGUGAUUCGGAGAAUAAUUUCCCAGGCUUAAUACCGUUGGUAGAAUCAUAUCUCGAUAGCGUCAAUAUUGAUGUCCAGACCAGAUGUGAGCUGGCGUCCUAUUUGGAUUUGAUCAAAAAAAGGGCGGACGGAAGAUUGUGGACAGCAGCGAAAUGGAUUAGGAGUUUUGUUGCCGGUCAUGAGGAUUACAAGAAGGAUAGUGUAGUGAACGAAAAGAUUAAUCAUGACUUGAUCAAGGCAGUCAUUGACUUAGGAGAAGAAUGUACAAAGGGGAUCAAGGGUGCGGAGAAAUUCUUGGGUCGGGAGAGAUGUGGGGGUUGUUGA
Molecule: messenger RNA, 2040 nt
Organism: Sclerotinia borealis F-4128
Lineage: Eukaryota; Fungi; Ascomycota; Leotiomycetes; Helotiales; Sclerotiniaceae
Source: the annotation of a GenBank genome assembly